This is a messenger RNA of Humulus lupulus (European hop), 726 nucleotides long. RefSeq names its product glutaredoxin-C7-like. The coding region runs from base 87 to 467 and encodes 126 amino acids. NCBI's taxonomy places the organism in Eukaryota, Viridiplantae, Streptophyta, Magnoliopsida, Rosales, Cannabaceae. The record is from RefSeq and is a predicted model, not a curated record. The transcript has a single exon.
UCACACAUUCUUCUUCAUUACAACUUGUAAAGCUCGACUACUUCUACUACCGUUUUCUUAUACUCAAAACUACGUAAAGAAACAAAAUGCAAUACCAAGCAGAUGGCUGGGGUUACUAUGUGGCCAGCGGGAGGUGCAUGGGAGGAGGUGACCCACUAGAGAGGGUGGCAAGGCUGGCGUCCGAGAGCGCGGUGGUGGUGUUCAGUGUGAGCAGCUGUUGCAUGUGCCAUGCUGUGAAGAGGCUGUUUUGUGGGAUGGGAGUGAACCCGACGAUGUACGAGCUUGAUCAUGAUCCUAUGGGAAAUGACAUUGAGAGAGCCUUAAUGAGGCUGCUCGGCAACUCCACUCCUCUUCCCGUCGUCUUCAUCGGCGGAAAGCUAAUCGGUGGUAUGGACCGUGUUAUGGCUUCACAUAUUACUGGCUCUCUUGUUCCUCUACUCAAAGAGGCCGGUGCUCUAUGGCUCUGAAGAAAUUACUCAACAAAAAUCGAUCAAAAACAAUAGCAAAACAAAGAAAGAAAGAAGCAAAAAAAGAGAGUGGGGAAUUGUUUUUCAUGAUCUCCAAUUUCGUAUACGUUGGAAUUAUGUUAUUUUGUGUCACAUUUCAAUUUAUUUCCUACUCUAUAAUUAUGUCUAGCUAAUAUAGCAAAUAUUUAUAUAUUAUAUAAGAUUAAGAGCUGUUUUUCCGAGGCUUAAUUCUGGUGAUCAUCAGUAUGGGGUUGUACAA